UUCUCUUAGGCGUAGUUCCCCAGCUCCGCAGCGUCAUUUCGGUUGCGGUCCGAGUAGAGUGCAGGGCUGUUGUCGCGGCUGCCACAAAAAAACAGAAAAAAAACAAACCAUGGCCUUCAAAGAGCUUUUCCUCUGGUGCGUUGUGUUGGUGUGGGUCUCCGGCCCCGCGGAAGCCUUGGAUAGACAGCCAGAUGUGCAAAUGUAUUCCCGCUAUCCCAUGUCGGUUGGCAAGGAGAACGUUCUGCACUGCUUCGCGGAGGGUUUCCACCCUCCAAAAAUCAACGUUACUCUUCUGAAGAAUAAUGUUGAACUACCCAACGUCAAGCAGUCUGAUCUCUCUUUCAAGGAAGACUGGACCUUCCAGCUUCUGACUUACGCUUCGGUGGUUCCCAAUGGAAAAGAUGAAUAUACGUGCAAGGUGGAACACCAGGCGCUUCAGGCACCAAAAAUUGUGAAAUGGGGACAGGAUUACUAAGCCAGUAGUCUCCAUCAAAUAAGAUUUGAUGAAUGCUGCUUUGAAGCACUAGUUCUGCUGAUGAUGUUUCUGAAUUGACUUCGAGUGCUGUUUCUGCUUAUCACUGAUUGAAAAACACCAAUUUCAACUUUUAAAAGCCAGGCCUUUUCAGGAAACUAUCAAAGAUAGCCCUCAAAUCAGCAUUUGAGCCAUCGUGAUUUUAGAAAAAGUUUUCUACAUUUAGAUGACUCCAUAUGGAGUCAUCAUCAUAAAUAUAGAGUCAUAGUCUCAUAGAGUCACUCAGUGAGGGAGAUAGACAGUCCCUAAAUACGACUGAUUAAUCAAUUUGAAUGUCUGAAAAGGCCAUCACUUUUGCUUUAUUGCUGUGUUAAAUCUUUUAGGAAUUAAGAGUAUUUGCUUCUGUUAUUGUUGAGAUAAGAAUGGGAAAAUAGAAUUUUCUAAAAAUGAUAAUUAAAGUUUCCUUUUAUAAACUGCUGACACUCUUACCCAGCACAUAAGUUCAUUUUGUUAUCCACCACUAAUGUAUUCAUAACCCUCCAAUAAAAGCUAUCUUUCAGUGUU
Protobothrops mucrosquamatus (brown spotted pit viper) is the source of this 1036-nucleotide messenger RNA. It is a transcript of the gene B2M, whose product is annotated as beta-2-microglobulin. Gene Ontology annotation, molecular function: MHC class II protein complex binding. Bases 110 to 475 code for a protein of 121 amino acids. Gene Ontology annotation, cellular component: MHC class II protein complex. The transcript has 4 exons. Lineage: Eukaryota; Metazoa; Chordata; Lepidosauria; Squamata; Viperidae. The record is from RefSeq and is a predicted model, not a curated record. Gene Ontology annotation, biological process: peptide antigen assembly with MHC class II protein complex; immunoglobulin production involved in immunoglobulin-mediated immune response; antigen processing and presentation of exogenous peptide antigen via MHC class II.